UUAUUACAUUUGAAUUAAUUAUAUUUUAACCUCACAAUACAUCGCAGGGACAGAAUAAAAGAAAAAAACAGUUGUGGUUUUUACUUAAAGUGGCUUUUUUAAAUUGGUACAGUUAUUCAAAUCAACAAAUUUGGUUUAUCAUUCUUAAAAUUCGUCUGAAAAGAAUUAUAGUGCUUGGUCUUAUCAUGAAAGUACACUAUACAAAUGACACUGCAAAACGAAUAAAAUUGUCUCCCAAAAACGGACUCGGGGGAUAUUACUUUCAUCUUUUCGCUUGACUAAUGAGUACAUUUAGCCUUUAGUAUGGGUGAUCAUGGUUUCGUGGUUUACAAAAUGACGCAAAUUUAUCUGAAUUGUCGGACACAGAUUACCAACAUGUCAUUUUUUUACUAAUUCAUCUCCGUUCCCUCUCGCCGGGAAAUGUUGUCGUCGAGCCUAUAUAAGUCGGAAACGAGUGCCCACUUCAGUUUAAUGCUGUUUAAAAGUGCCAAAAGAAAACAGAAGAUAAAAGAUGAAGACUGGUGUAUGGGAGGUGAGUUUUUAAAGGCUUUUUUAAACGCCUGGGUAGUAAAAAUUGAAAAGUGUAAAUAAUGUUAUUUUGAUCCUGUUAGAAAUGCAAUGAAGAAAGGAAAGACAGAAAAAAGUGUAUUUUCACAGCUAUAAGACACAUUAGAAAGAGGCAUGAAUACGUCUAAAAAUUCUAUUUGUGUUUUAAAGAAAUUGAAUUUUGAUCCUCAGCUGUCAUUUUUGACCUGUUUAAGAAAUCUGCUUACGUUAAGCUCAUUAUUAUUUCGCCAGGUUUGCUUGUUCUUGCUGAUCAUAAUAUGCUCAUGGGAUCUAGUCAAUGCAGCUUCAAAAAAGAUCGUCUGCUACUACACCAACUGGGCCCAGUAUCGUACAGGCAUUGGCCGGUACACUCCGGAUGACAUCCAGCCCGGUUUGUGUACACACAUCAUCUUUGCCUUCGCCAAGGUGGCCCAGGACCCGGAGACCAAAGAGUAUACUCAACUCCUUAACUUUGAGUGGAACGACCUGGCCAUGUACAAGAAGGUGACAGCUCUUAAGUCCCCCGGGGUCAAAGUUCUCCUGGCCGUAGGGGGUUGGACUCACGGAGUGUGGUUAUUCAAUCAAAUGGCAAGCAAGAAAACAACCAGAAAAACAUUUAUUAAAAACGCAAUCGCUUUUCUCCGUAAGCACAAUUUUGAUGGUCUCGAUUACGACUGGGAGUAUCCGAAAGGUGACUCAAAAGAGAAAUUUGCGGCGUUAGUUCAGGAAACUCGCAAGUUCUUCGAAGAGGAAGGCCAAAACCAGAAUAAAGAGCGACUUUUAGUCAGCGCUGCCAUUGCGCCUUUGUUAGAUGUAAUAGAUGAUGGAUACGAUAUACCGCUUUUGGCAGAGAACCUCGACUUCAUCAAUGUUAUGGCGUACGACUUGCAUAGCCAUCGUCAUUUGAGCCAUCACAGUCCAAUGGACAAACAGAGAGAAACGAUCAAACAUCUCCAAUCCCUCGGGGCACCUGCAAGCAAGUUGAUCCUCGGAAUCGCGACAUAUGGCCGCUCAAACACUUUGUCAGGCAGCAGCCUCCACGGCAUGGGAGAUGUGGUCACAGGCGCGGGCAAACCAGGCGUCUUCACCAAGCAGGGCGGCAUACUGGCCUACUACGAGGUUUGUACCUAUCGUAAAGACAGUGACUGGCAAGAGAAGGUCCAUCCCACGCAGCAGGUGCCCUAUGGUUGGCUUGGGUACCAAUGGGUGGGGUUUGAUGACGUCACAAGUGUGGGAAGAAAGGCAAAUUAUAUAUGCACUGAGCAGCUUGGUGGGGUCAUGAUUUGGACGCUGGACUUCGACGACUUUACUGGGGGAACUUGUGGGGAGGGAAAGUACCCUCUGGUUCGCGCGGCCAAGGAUGUCCUCAGUAAGCCAAGCUGCUUUGAAGAGACCGAGGCCGGCGGAAAAUUGUGGAACCUCGACUUCAUCAAUGUCAUGGCGUACGACUUGCAUAGCCAUCGUCAUUUGAGCCAUCACAGUCCAAUGGACAAACAGAGAGAAACGAUCAAACAUCUCCAAUCCCUCGGGGCACCUGCAAGCAAGUUGAUCCUCGGAAUCGCGACAUAUGGCCGCUCAUACACUAUGUCAGGCAGCAGCCUCCACGGCAUGGGGGAUGUGGUCACAGGCGCGGGCAAACCAGGCGUCUUCACCAAGCAGGGCGGCAUACUGGCCUUUUACGAGGUUUGUACCUAUCGUAAAGACAGUGACUGGCAAGAGGAGGUCCAUCCCACGCAGCAGGUGCCCUAUGGUUGGCUUGGGUACCAAUGGGUGGGGUUUGAUGACGUCACAAGUGUGGGAGGAAAGGCAAAUUAUAUAUGCACAGAGCAGCUUGGCGGGGUCAUGAUUUGGACACUGGACUUCGACGACUUUACUGGGGGAUCUUGUGGUGAGGGAAAGUACCCUCUGGUUCGCGCGGCCAAGGAUGUCCUCAGUAAGCCAAGCUGCUCUGAAGAGACCGAGGACGGCGAAAAAUUGUGA
Lingula anatina is the source of this 2526-nucleotide messenger RNA. Its product is annotated as chitotriosidase-1-like. The record is from RefSeq and is a predicted model, not a curated record. Lineage: Eukaryota; Metazoa; Brachiopoda; Lingulata; Lingulida; Lingulidae. Gene Ontology annotation, cellular component: extracellular region. Gene Ontology annotation, biological process: carbohydrate metabolic process; chitin catabolic process. Gene Ontology annotation, molecular function: chitin binding; chitinase activity.